GGCUUGGUCCCUACCUAUUAACAUUCGCUGCCUCUCCUCGGAUAGAAUCUCUCACUGUAUUCGACUAGCUGUGUGAUGGACGCAAUGGUGGAAGAGGUGCCUGGAGAGGUCCAUCGGCCCGCGGCAGCAUGGGUCCCAACUGACAGAGGGGGGAAGCUUACCAAAAUAUACCGAAUCAUCUCCGUAGCCUGAACUCUCAGUCAAAAGAAUUAAAAGAGUCAAAUCGGAACGUUACCGAUUUUUUGGUGAUGAUAUUCGGAAAUUACCCCGCAUGGAAACUUCCGAUGCCUUGGUAAAUGCCGUCGACCUUGCGAAACCAUCAAGCAUGUUUCAGGCGGGGUAGAAUGUUGUUAAAAGCAAUGGAUUGACCACUGAUUGCGAAUCAAUUACUAUGAAUCAGAUACGAGUCCCGCCUUCUGGUAAACUUACAAAAUGAUUUUGGAUAUUUUCCUUCAGCACCCAUGGGCGUAUUUAACAGCUGCGCUGGUGGGACUACUCAUGACAAAGCUCCUUGUCAAUAAAUACGGCAAUGGGUUGAACGGAAUCCCCGGGCCAGCUUUGGCCUCUUUCACUGAUCUCUGGCGCUUUCUCGAUGUGUAUCGAAGACGACCAGAGGUGACGCAUAUUGCUCUACAUGAAAAGCACGGCAGCGUCGUGAGACUCGGACCCAACACGGUAUCGAUCUCAGAUCCAGCUGCUAUACAGAAGAUCUACGCUCACAACUCGGGGUACACCAAGUCUGAUUUCUACCCGGUUCAGCAGACCAUUAACAAGAGUGGCAAGAGACUCAUCACCCUCUUCACCUCACAAGAUGAAAAGUUCCACUCGCAGCUUCGACGUUCUGUCUCUAAUGCUUAUGCCAUGAGCACUCUCGUCCAAUUCGAACCCUUCGUUGACUCUACUACCACCGAGUUCUUCAAACAACUUGACCAGCGAUAUGCCAACCAGAACGACAUCCUUGACUUUGGAACAUGGCUGCAGUACUAUGCCUUCGACGUCAUUGGCGAGUUGACGUACUCGAAGAGACUGGGCUUCGUGGAUCAUGGCAAAGAUGUGGAUAAUAUCAUCGGAAAUCUUGAAUGGUUGCUCAACUAUGCUGCGCCAGUCGGACAACUGCCAAUCCUCGAUAGCUUACUCCUUAAAAACCCAUUGAGACUGCAGCUUACAAAAUGGGGCUUCACAAACUCAUCAUCACCCGUCGCCAUAUUCGCGCGCAACCGAAUGCUCGCGCGUGUCGACCCUGAGAAGCUAGGCGAUAUGAAAUUUGACCAAGACAACGGCCGUCGAGACUUUCUCUCACGAUUCCUCGAAGCCAACCAAAAAGACCCAGAGUUCAUGACCAAUGAUCGAGUGCUUGCUCUGACCGUGGCAAAUAUGUUUGCAGGCUCUGAUACAACAGCGAUUACUUUCCGAGCCAUCUUUUACUACCUCAUGAAGAACCCAGCUGAUAUGAAGACUUUAAUGGCUGAGCUCGCUGAAGAAGAAAAAGCUGGCCGGUUCACCCGUGAAGAUGGUCUCCUAAGCUGGAGUGAAGUCCGAGAUCUUCCUUUCCUUAACGCCGUGGUCAAAGAAGCUCUUCGGUGCCAUCCUGCCGCAGGUCUCAUGCUAGAACGCAUUGUCCCACCGCGAGGUCUUGAAGUUGACGGCCAUCAUAUUCCAGGCGGCACAAUCGUUGGAGUCAACGCUUGGGUUCUGCACCGGAACAAGGAUAUCUUCGGUCAUGAUGCUGAUCGCUGGAGACCUUCGAGAUGGAUUGAAGCUUCGACUGAACAAAAGAGGCGGAUGGAGAACUACAUGUUUGCCUUUGGUGCGGGUUCGAGGACUUGCAUUGGGAAGAAUAUUAGCUUGUUGGAGAUGUAUAAGAUGGUACCGGCUCUUUUGAGGCGAUACGAGCUUGAGUUCCCUUCGGCGGACAACACAUGGCAUUUGAACAAUGCGAUGCCACCAUCACAGAGUCGCCCUGGGCGAGUUGAUACCGACGUUUUACUCGCCAUCAAACCCGAGCACUUGGCAAAUAUCAUCAGCCGAGAAAAGAACCAUGAGUAUCGUAAGUAUCGUCUCAAAGACGGUGUCUCUCGCCUUUGGCUUUACGAAACUGGCAGUGGAGGCGGCCGCUCAUCAAUCACACACAUCGCAGUAAUCCCACCAAAUACCCGCCAUGAACCAGGUUCUGUGCCGAAUGAGCCUUUUGGUAUUGGCAAUGAAGACUUCAACGCGGGACUCAAGGAGUCCAAGUACGGAUAUCCUAUACUGGAGCUCUACGAACUGGCAAACCCGGUUACUCUCAACGAAAUGAAGACACGAUGGGGCAUGGGUGGUGCACCUAUGGGAUGGCAGUACGUGGCAUCAAAUUUAUGGGAGGACAGAUGGGGCGAGGAUGAGGAGAGACGUGAGACGGUGAAGAAAUUGUUUUAGACCAUACCCUGGGUUGCUUGGCGUGUGGUGUUAAUACCAUGAAGAUCA
Molecule: messenger RNA, 2463 nt
Organism: Fusarium redolens
Lineage: Eukaryota; Fungi; Ascomycota; Sordariomycetes; Hypocreales; Nectriaceae
Product: cytochrome P450
Exons: 7
Coding region: 433-2415 (660 amino acids)
Molecular function (GO): monooxygenase activity; heme binding; oxidoreductase activity, acting on paired donors, with incorporation or reduction of molecular oxygen
Source: RefSeq, a predicted model, not a curated record